AUGACAACUAACAAAAAUACUAAAAAACGUUGUGUUAAAUGUGAUGAUUAUGCAAAUACGAAUGGUUUAUUUAUUUGUGUUGGAUGCCAAAAUAUGUUUUGUACUCCACAUGUAAGUCAACAUCGAGAAGAACUCAACAAUCAACUUGAAAUAAUUGUACAAGAACAUGAUUUAAUUCAACAACAACUUUCACAAUCAUCUUCUAAUCAUAUUCUUUUACAAAAAAUAAAUGAUUGGGAAAAAUCAUCAAUUGUAAAAAUUCAAAAAACAGCUGAAAAAGUUCGUAAUGAUUUUCAACAAAUAAUCAAUCAUUCAAAACAACAUCAAUCAAAAAUGUGUCAUGAUAUUGCUACAAAUCUUCGUUCUGCUCGUAAGAUUGAUAAUUUUUCAGAAAUGGAUUUAGAACAAUGGCAGAACAAAUUGAAUGAAUUAAAAACUGAUAUAGUAGACUCGUCAUCUUCAUAUAAUUUGGUUAAAGAUAAUAAACACUCACCUAUUUAUUUGAUACAAAUCGAAGUAAAGAAUAUUGUAGACAAAAACUCCAAUGUACAAUUAUCAAAUCAUGUCGAUGAUAAAUUUGGACUAAUAUUUGGUCCUGUUCAACUUGAUCGAACUGCGAUGCAUAGUACACAUGUUGGUGACAAUGAAGUAUAUGGAAGAAUUCGUGGUCAACAAAAAUAUUCUCGAGGUCGAUCAAUGAUUCGAUUUAAAAUUGAAAGAGCUAGAUCUUCUAAACAACUAUUUUUUGGUAUCACAACAACAAAUGCAGAUUUAGAUCAAAGAUUAUGGAGUGAUCCAGCAACGAUUGGUUGGUGUGGAGAUAAUAAUAUAUGGCAACAUGGUUGUCAUAAUCAACUAGAAGAUCAAUCUAUUAAUAAUCAAUUUCAAAUGGGUGAUACACUACAACUUGUGCUUGAUUGUAAUCAAAAACAAAUUGAAUUAUAUAAUGAACGAACAGACAAAAGACAUAUUCUACGUGUUGAUUUAAAACAAACAUCUUUUCCAUGGCAAUUUUUAGUAGGAUUAUAUAGUUAUAGUGAUUGUGUGACAAUUAUCUAG
Messenger RNA from Rotaria sp. Silwood1, 1059 nucleotides. The record is from the annotation of a GenBank genome assembly. Lineage: Eukaryota; Metazoa; Rotifera; Eurotatoria; Philodinida; Philodinidae.